Molecule: messenger RNA, 2198 nt
Organism: Oryza brachyantha (malo sina)
Lineage: Eukaryota; Viridiplantae; Streptophyta; Magnoliopsida; Poales; Poaceae
Exons: 5
Coding region: 292-1740 (482 amino acids)
Source: RefSeq, a predicted model, not a curated record
AGCCGCAGCAACAGCAGCAAUCCCCUCUCUCUCCUCCCCCCCUCUCUCUCUCUCUCUAGAUCUGGAAGCCUUUUUCCCUCUCCCCACUCCCCACUCGCCCGCCGUCGAUCUCCGCGCCGCAUUCCCUCGUCGCCGGCGAUCCCGCGCCGUCCGCCCCACCCGUGCUGAUACAAGGUGUUUGUAUCUGCGAAUACUGAUGAUGUGCCCAUAAGUUUGACAGUAUUGCUUGAAUACACAACAGCAUUACUUGGUUACACUCUGAAGGUCUAGUUGCAUUUGUUGGUUCAGAAGAUGGGUUCGCGGUUUCCAUCACACCAACUAAGCAAUGGCCUUUAUGUCUCGGGCCGACCUGAGCAACCUAAGGAGAAGGCUCCUAUCAUUUGCUCUACAGCUAUGCCGUACACUGGGGGUGACAUAAAGAAAUCUGGAGAGCUAGGGAAAAUGUUUGAUCUCCAUGUUGAAAAGUCACGGAAAUCUGGUCCGUUGGGUAAUCAACCUUCAAGGAAUACUUCAUUUGGUGGUGCUGGCUCCAACUCUGGACCAGUUUCUAAUGCUCUCGGUCGGUCCAACUACUCUGGUUCUAUUUCAUCAUCUGUUCCUGGUGCUGGAGGAUCAGCAAGGGCAAAAUCAAAUUCUGGACCUCUCAAUAAGCAUGGAGAACCAGGAAAGAAGUCAUCUGGCCCCCAAUCUGGUGGAGUGACCCCAAUGGCACGUCAGAAUUCUGGCCCUCUACCUCCUGUUCUUCCUACAACUGGGCUGAUCACAUCAGGGCCUAUCUCCUCUGGGCCUUUGAAUUCAUCUGGUGCUCCACGAAAAGUCUCAGGCCCUCUUGAUCCUAGUGUAUCAAUGAAGAUGCGUGCAACUUCUUUUGCACACAACCCAGCUGUUACAAAUCUGAAUGCCGAUGAUGGUUACUCUAUUAAGGGCAGCAUUCCAAAGACAAUUCUCUGGAUGGUUGUUCUGCUCUUUUUGAUGGGGUUCAUAGCAGGUGGUUUCAUUCUUGGAGCUGUUCAUAACCCUAUUCUGCUGGUAGUUGUGGUGGUCAUAUUUUGUUUUGUCGCUGCUCUCGUGAUUUGGAACGUUUGCUGGGGAACGAGAGGUGUGACUGGGUUCAUCAGUCGCUAUCCUGAUGCUGAUCUCAGAACAGCAAAAGAUGGGCAGUAUGUGAAAGUUACUGGGGUUGUUACAUGUGGAAAUUUCCCCCUCGAGUCCUCAUUUCAAAGGGUCCCAAGAUGUGUGUACACUUCAACUUGCUUGUAUGAGUAUAGAGGCUGGGAAUCAAAAGCUGCUAACACUGAGCACCGCCAAUUUACUUGGGGUCUUAGGUCAAUGGAGAGGCAUGCUGUUGAUUUCUACAUCUCUGAUUUCCAAUCUGGACUGCGAGCAUUGGUCAAAACAGGAUAUGGAGCACGGGUAACCCCUUAUGUUGAUGAAUCUGUUGUUAUUGACAUAAACCCAGAUAACAAGGACAUGUCUCCUGAGUUCUUGAGAUGGCUACGUGAAAGGAAUCUCUCAAGUGAUGAUCGGAUAAUGCGCCUGAAAGAAGGAUACAUUAAGGAGGGCAGCACAGUAAGUGUUAUCGGAGUUGUUCAAAGGAAUGACAAUGUGUUGAUGAUUGUUCCUCCAUCGGAACCCAUCUCCACUGGUUGCCAGUGGGCCAAGUGCAUCCUCCCUACUAGCCUUGAUGGGCUAGUCUUAAGAUGUGAAGAUACAUCGAACAUCGAUGUAAUACCAGUCUAAGCUUAGAUUUGUUCUGGCAGCUACUCCUAGAAAGAAAAUGCCUGUCAAAAUCUUUGGAUUUAUUUCGUGGGAUGUUAGAGUUGAAAGAUGUGCAAAUGCAGGGUGUGAUUAUGGCUAAGUACAAUAUCGGUGGUCUAUUAUUUGGGUCUUGGUUGUAUAGUAUUUUAUGUAUUUUUUCUCUUCUUUUUUCUUCUUUUGUGAUCUAUGGAUACUUGUAACAUGGAUGGCUUGAGUUGUACCUUGGAGCUGUUUGGAGAUUCAGUGGAAUCGAGUUCACAAGGUUUUUUGGUGAAGAAUUCCAGCAGUAUCAUAAGUCGUUCCAGUUUCAAUUUACGCACCCUUAUUCAAAACUUCCUGGUCUCUUGGUAGGUAUAUUUUCAUGGACAUGAUGUAUAAAUUUCUUUUGUAAUUAAUUCCGGUCUCUGUAAGAUAUGAAUCAAUUUAUUUGGAGAAAUUCC